This is a messenger RNA of Boeremia exigua, 1908 nucleotides long. RefSeq lists its product as uncharacterized. Gene Ontology annotation, molecular function: damaged DNA binding; DNA-directed DNA polymerase activity. The transcript has 5 exons. Bases 1 to 1908 code for a protein of 635 amino acids. NCBI's taxonomy places the organism in Eukaryota, Fungi, Ascomycota, Dothideomycetes, Pleosporales, Didymellaceae. The record is from RefSeq and is a predicted model, not a curated record. Gene Ontology annotation, biological process: translesion synthesis.
AUGGACGGCCCUCGCAGGCGGAGGCUGAAGCGGCAGCUCGACUCGACCAUCCUCCACUUUGACUAUGACUGCUUUUACGCCAGCGUCUUUGAACGUGAGCAGCCACACCUCAAGGCGCUUCCUCUCGCCGUGCAGCAGAAGCAGAUUCUUGUGACUUGCAAUUACGAGGCUCGUCGACGGGGAUUGUACAAGCUGCAGCUGAUUUCAGAGGCUAAGAAAGUGUGUCCUGAUGUAGUCAUUGUCUUGGGCGAAGACCUUACCCGGUUCAGAAAUGCCUCGAAACAACUUUAUGCCUUCCUGAGCUCGUUCUCAUGGAACUCACGAUGCGAGCGGCUUGGCUUUGACGAGGUCUGGCUCGAUGUGUCUGAUCUGGUUGACAGCAACGUCUCGACUUUGAAUUUGUCUAAUCUAAGUGAAUCUUUCUUUCGUCUGUCGAAACAAGAUCCUACAGUUGGUUUCUGCUUCAACGCAACCAGUUAUGCCGGUCAUGUUCAUCCAGAGCUAUCGACUGAAACGUGUGGUGAUACUUCACAUGACCCUCUGCGACUCCGACUGCUACUAGCAAGCCACUUGGCUCAGCACAUUCGACAUAAACUUGAGCACGAUCUGGGCUAUACGGCUACUGUGGGCAUCUCAACGAACAAGCUUCUCACCAAGCUAGUUGGAAAUCUCCAUAAGCCCAACAACCAAACAACGCUGAUACCGCCAUACACGGCCGAAGAUGACGAGUGGGAUAACGUCACUCCGUUCGUCGACGAUCAUGAGAUUGGCAAGAUUCCAGGCAUUGGCUUCAAAAUCGCCCAGAAGCUUAGACAGCAUGUACUAAAGCGAGCUGCAGACUUCGACACUGGUCUAGUAUAUGGGGGGACCAAGGAAAGUGUGCAGGUUCGAGAUGUUCGAACUUAUCCUGACAUGGGCCCCAAUGUCUUAGAGCGACUGCUCGAUGGCCCAGGAACCCCGCACGGUAUAGGCACUCGUGUAUGGGACUUACUCAACGGCUGCGAUGAUACGGAAGUCGGCCAGGGUCGUGAGAUACCUCGAUCAAUCAGCAUUGAGGAUAGUUACAUAAGACUUGACACGAUCGAGGGCGUAGUCAAGCAGCUGCGCAUUCUGGCCAUCAGUCUGUUGAAGCGCAUGCGCACUGACUUGGUUGGAACUGACCAGGAGCCGGCCGAAGACCCGACUGCCAUCGAGGUGGCGUCAGCUCCCCGCUGGCUUGCUCAUCCAAAGACCAUUCGUAUCUCAACACGCCCACGUCCAUCAGACGGAAACCGCAGCCGCACAUUCACACGCAUCUCCAAGUCCGGGCCAAUGCCCAACUUCGUGUUCAAGCUGGAUACGGACGUGGAGACACUGGCCGAGAGGAUGGUACAUGAAACUCUGAUACCACUCUUCCGACAACUGCACCCCGAAAAGAAAGGCUGGAAUUUGAGCCUUGUCAAUCUUGGAGCUGCAAAUAUAGUGGAAGGAGCAAGCGAGAAAGGUGGAGCCGGAAGAGACAUUGGGAAGAUGUUCAAACGCCAAAAUAGCACAUUGUCACCGUUCAGAGUACGGGAUGAGCCCACCGAUGAAAGUGCGAGUUCUAUAUUCGAAUACGAGAGCAUGGCUACGGAGCAGGUACAAGAACCGGCCCCAAAAGAGGAACUACGCCCAUACGAACCAAAGCUUUUGCUAGAGAGAAUGGGCUCGGAAGACUUCCCCACGCCGUCUCAAGAGCAGGACAACAAUGUCGAUGACGUCGGGGAGGAAGAUGACGACAUGCCGGACGCUGAUGCAUACCAGUGCGAUGUUUGUAGCGCUAUCAUGCCGCUGUUCGCGAUGGGUGCUCAUGAACGUUGGCACGCUCAAGAUCGGGUCCGCUUUUCUGUACACUUUGACAACAAUGCAACGUCGCCGAAGAAGCGCUAA